CACCUACCUUUGUCAUCAUGUCUGUAUCUUAGUUUUCUCCAAACAAGUUUUGUAUAGCUAUUUCUUCUUCUAUGGAGAAGAAGCUGAUUCCGUUGUUCUUUGUGGUGAUUCUGUUCAUAAAUCUAACAAAAGCCACCGUUAGGGUCCAGAUUUAUCCUAGAGGAUCUGCAAAAGAUUAUAUCCUAGGGUUUCGAGAUAGAUCAGCUUUAUACCGUUCUGGUUCUGUCACCGAGGGGGAUGAUCGGUGGUUACAAGUGGCUUCUGAUAUGAUUGAUAAAAACAAGUGUGACUAUGUGGCUUUACUCUUCUAUGCAUCUUGGUGUCCUUUCUCCAGAUUACUUAGACCAAGCUUUGAUCUCAUCUCUUUGCUGUAUUCAUCGAUUCCUCACUUUGCAGUUGAGGAAUCAUCAGUUAAAUCAAGUACCCUUUCGAAAUAUGGAGUUCAUGGGUUUCCUACUAUCAUCCUUAUGAAUUCAACAAUGCUUGUAGCUUACCGGGGAUCCCGAACACUAGAUUCUCUUGUUACCUUCUACAGUGAUGUUACUGGUAAGGCAUUUUGAG
Camelina sativa (false flax) is the source of this 561-nucleotide messenger RNA. The record is from RefSeq and is a predicted model, not a curated record. Lineage: Eukaryota; Viridiplantae; Streptophyta; Magnoliopsida; Brassicales; Brassicaceae.